Messenger RNA from Pogona vitticeps (central bearded dragon), 1665 nucleotides. It is a transcript of the gene PICK1, whose product is annotated as protein interacting with PRKCA 1. Gene Ontology annotation, cellular component: postsynaptic early endosome; trans-Golgi network membrane; postsynaptic density. Gene Ontology annotation, molecular function: protein kinase C binding; protein domain specific binding; phospholipid binding. Gene Ontology annotation, biological process: regulation of Arp2/3 complex-mediated actin nucleation; positive regulation of receptor internalization; intracellular protein transport. Lineage: Eukaryota; Metazoa; Chordata; Lepidosauria; Squamata; Agamidae. The record is from RefSeq and is a predicted model, not a curated record.
CUUCUUCACUCACCUUUCCCCCCCUCCCCUCCUGCCCCUAGAUCGCGCCGGCGGAGUGUAGCAUCGCGAGGAACGAAGAGGGUUCGUUCUGGAUUUCUUCCUCGAGCCUUCCGCCAACUGCGGCCGCAGGAGCCCAGAGGCCCUUGAAGGAGGCGGGGUUUAAGCAAGCCGAGUGGGCGGGGGCUUCCGCCCAGGUUGGGUCCACAGUGACGUGGAGAAGCCAGGCGCGCUCCUAAGUUUGACAGGUAAACGCGAAGAAGAGAGAGAGAGACGGGCAGGUGGAUGCGGAUGUUGAGCCCGGGCCAGCCGCUUCCGGUGCUUUGGGACAAUUCAAAUUUCCCACAAGAAGCUACUAGUAAUUUAAAACAAUGUUUACAGACUUGGACUAUGACAUUGAGGAGGACAAGCUGGGAAUACCUACUGUUCCCGGGACAGUGACCUUGAAGAAGGACAAUCACAAUCUGGUUGGCAUCAGCAUAGGAGGAGGAGCUCAGUACUGUCCCUGCCUCUACAUUGUUCAGGUAUUUGACAAUACACCUGCUGGUGUAGAAGGCACUUUGGCUGCAGGUGAUGAAAUCACAGGUAUCAACGGAAAGUCAGUCAAAGGAAAAACCAAAGUAGAAGUCGCCCAGAUGAUACGAGCGGCCAAGGAGGAAGUAACAAUCCACUACAACAAGCUUCAGGCUGAUCCUAAGCAAGGAAAGACCUUAGAUAUUGUGCUGAAAAAAGUGAAGCAUCGCCUGGUGGAGAACAUGAGUUCAGGGACAGCAGAUGCCCUGGGGCUGAGCCGGGCCAUCCUCUGCAAUGAUGGUUUGGUGAAGAAAUUGGAAGAACUGGAGGGGACAGCAGAGCUUUACAAAGGCUUGAGAGAACAUACAAAGAGUCUCCUUAGAGCUUUCUUUGAACUAUCUCAGACUCACAGAGCGUUUGGUGAUGUUUUCUCAGUCAUUGGUGUUCGGGAGCCUCAGCCAGCUGCCAGUGAAGCAUUUGUGAAGUUUGCAGAAGCUCAUCGCAGUAUUGAGAAGUUUGGAAUCCUCCUUCUAAAAACCAUCAAACCGAUGUUGACAGAUUUGAACACUUACUUGAACAAAGCCAUUCCUGAUACAAGACUAACUAUCAAGAAGUAUUUGGAUGUCAAAUUUGAGUAUUUGUCUUACUGUCUCAAGGUGAAGGAGAUGGAUGACGAGGAGUACAGCUGCAUUGCACUUGGAGAACCUCUCUACCGUGUUAGCACUGGGAAUUAUGAGUACCGCUUAAUCCUUCGUUGCCGCCAGGAGGCACGUGCACGCUUUGCCAAAAUUAGGAAGGAUGUACUUGAAAAAAUGGAGUUGCUCGAUCAGAAACAUGUGCAAGACAUCGUGUUCCAACUCCAGCGUUUUGUUUCCACCCUUUCAAAGUACUAUGAUGACUGCUAUGCUGUCCUGAGGGGUGCAGAUGUCUUCCCCAUUGAAGUGGAUCUGGCUCAUACCACACUGAGUUAUGGGCAGAAGGAUGUAUACACGGAUGGAACAGAGGAGGAAGAGGAAACUGGUGGUGGUGGUGGUGGUGUGGAAUGCAAAAGGAAGGAGGAAGAGGUUGGUGAGAAACUCAUUGACGAUUCCUGAGCUCAUGGACUUGGCAAGGUAGAAGAAUCCCUGCCAGAGGCCGAUAAAUUCUAUUUCUCCA